CUGGGUGGCAGUGUAAACCAUGUGGUGUAAACCAUGUGGUGUAAGCCUGUAGAGAGGCCUGUCUACCGGAAAUGACAACACAAGGAGCUGUGACGUCAUCUCAGAGCGACGGUUGAGUCUCCAGAUUUCACCAUGGCCGAAGCUGAGUCUAAGAAAGUGAUCAAGUUAGUUCCUGAGUAUCUGCUGAAGAAGAGGAAAGCCUACCAGGCCAUUAAAGCCACUGAGGCCAAGCGCGCUCUGCUUGAGAAGAGAAAGGUAUCAAGAGGCAAACCGUUGAAGUUCAAGCGUCUGGAGGACUUCUUGAAGGACAGCCACAGGAAGCACCGUGAUGAGACUCGCAUCCACAGAUCUCAGCACCGGCCGCCACCCCCUCUUCCUCCUGCUAAGAACAAGCUGGCCUUCGCCGUCCGCAUCAGAGAGAUUAAAGGUGUCAGUCCCAAAGUGAUGAAGGUGAUCCAGAUGUUGAGGCUGAGGAAGAUCUUCAGCGGAGCCUUCGUCAAAAUCAACAAGACAUCUGUAUCCAUGAUGAAGAUGGUGGAGCCCUACGUGGCCUGGGGAUUCCCCAACUUGAAGUCAGUUCGUGAGCUCAUCCUGAAGAGAGGACAGACCAGGAUCGGCAGGAGGAGAGUUCCUCUCACGGACAACACCUUCAUCGAGGAGCACAUGGGUAAACACGGCAUCAUCUGUCUGGAGGACCUGAUUCACGAGAUCUACUCGGUCGGCAAGGGCUUCCGGUCCGCCAACAACUUCCUGUUGCCCUUCAGGCUGUCGGUGGCUCGUCACGCCGCCAGGGACAAGGCCGGGCUCCUGAAGGACCUGGGGAACCCCGGAUUCCGCAACACGGACAUUAACUCCAUCAUCAGGCAACUGAACUGAGGAGGAAAGCCUGCGAGAUGGACACUCGGCGGCAUCUGUAAGGAUGCUUCGUUUCUUCAGGACACAAAUGCCAACAACAAAAUAUUCCUUUUUUUGUUUCUUUGGCAGAGAAGACCCAGAAUCCUAUUAUUUACCCAUUUAUCAGUACACCCAUUCUUCUGGUUCCACGCUGGGAGACACCACGAGGACCUGAAGUGGAGUCUCUUUGACUUGUGUUUGAAAAUAAAGAUCAUGUAGUGCCCCUGACUACAGACUGAUGGAAGCAGCUCUUUGGUGAAACUCUAACAAUAUUUUGACUCACUUGUGAAAUGUUAGUUAUUGUAAUAUUCCUCCUGUUGUCAGAGGAAUGGAUCAGUACUUGCAGGACAGUAAUUGAAUAAUUAGGAUGGGUUGUCCUGCAUGCAGGAGCCACAAGCCCACCUACAGCAAAACUACAUUCAGUAGUUCUCAGUGUGAGAAAGUGUCUUUAAAGUCUGUUUUAACAUUGAUUUAUGAUUCAUUGUUGAUACACUUUGUUUUUCCAAUAAAAAAAAUAAAUAUUUCAAUACUUUUGCCAUGAAAA
Sebastes umbrosus (honeycomb rockfish) is the source of this 1438-nucleotide messenger RNA. RefSeq names its product ribosomal protein L7-like 1 (gene rpl7l1). Gene Ontology annotation, cellular component: cytosolic large ribosomal subunit. The coding region runs from base 133 to 876 and encodes 247 amino acids. Gene Ontology annotation, molecular function: RNA binding; structural constituent of ribosome. Gene Ontology annotation, biological process: maturation of LSU-rRNA from tricistronic rRNA transcript (SSU-rRNA, 5.8S rRNA, LSU-rRNA). NCBI's taxonomy places the organism in Eukaryota, Metazoa, Chordata, Actinopteri, Perciformes, Sebastidae. The record is from RefSeq and is a predicted model, not a curated record. The transcript is spliced from 6 exons.